Molecule: messenger RNA, 1555 nt
Organism: Lates calcarifer (barramundi perch)
Lineage: Eukaryota; Metazoa; Chordata; Actinopteri; Centropomidae
Product: asialoglycoprotein receptor 1-like
Exons: 6
Coding region: 53-1090 (345 amino acids)
Molecular function (GO): signaling receptor activity
Source: RefSeq, a predicted model, not a curated record
CUAAGCAGAACAGACUACAUCAGGAUCAUAUGAGAUAAAGUCAGAGAACAGUAUGUCUGAGGAUAUCUACGCCAAGCCAGACCUCACCAAGAAAGUUAGGUUUCAGACAGAGGAGAAGAAUGGAAAUGUAGACAUCUGUGAAGACAUCGAUUCUGUGACAAUCUAUGACAACUGCUGGGCAGAGGGAAGCACACCUCCGAAAUUACAGGACAACACCACUGAGGACCAACAGCAAACCAUUUCAGUCAGUGUCCCUCCAGAAAAGAGGAAUCUUGUCAGACCUGCUGCAGUGGUUCUGGUUCUGCUGGGUCUUCUCCUCCUGGCUGUAGUCGUUGCCCUGGUGGUCCUGUUGAUUCAAGACAAAAGUCUCAGUGUCAACCUGACCAGUGAGAGAGACCAACUACAGACAAACUACAGUGAAAUGAAACAACUCAAUCACAACCUGACGCAUAAGACAAACCAGUUAGAGAGAGACAAGGAAAAUCUCACCAAAGAGAGAGAUGAACUAUGGACAAUUUACAGUGAAAUGAAACAACUCAAUGUCAACCUGACCAGUGAGAGAGACCAACUACAGACAAACUACAGUGAAAUGAAACAACUCAAUGUCAACCUGACGCAAAAGACAAACCAGUUAGAGAGAGACAAGGAAAAUCUCAUCAAAGAGAGAGAUGAACUACAAAAGCAACUCGAGACAUCAUUCUGUCCUGCUGACUGGAUAAGGUUUAACAUCAGUUGUUAUUUAAUUUCCACCUCAAAGAAAAGCUGGGAUGACAGCAAACAGUUCUGUGAAAAUGAAAAAGCACACCUGGUGAUUGUAUCUGGUACAGAGGAACAGAGGUUUCUCAGCUCAUUGGGCCACAACAUCUGGAUUGGUCUGAAUGACAAAGAAAAGGAAAAUGUCUGGAAAUGGGUUGAUGGAACAGAGGUCACCACAACGUACUGGAAAAACAAUCAGCCAGAUAAUGGAGGGUCCAAAGGUUCUACAGGUGAAGACUGUGUUCACAUUACAGACCUGUCUGAUUUAAAUAACUGGAAUGAUUUGAGAUGUAAUGAUAAAUUAUACUUUAUCUGUGAGAAAAUACUUAAAUGAAAUCAAAUUAUUAUGGUGCUCUUGGACUGUUUCCACAUCUGUUUUGCUCACACAUGUAAAAUAAUAACAACCUGUAUAUUCUCCUCCUGAGAAAGUAAAGCAGAGCAUCUUUGUACUGAAAUUUUAAUCUAUAAAUAAUAGGGAUGGUGUCACAUCCCCUGUCAGCUGCUAGUAAUGUUUUCCCCCACCUUUAAGGUCUUGUUCUGGGAACUGGUCUCACUGGGAAACCCUGUAUCUCUUUCCAGACCAGUUACUUCCUGUCCUGCCCUCAUGCCUUAUUAACAGCCCCGCCCUAUGGGUUGUACCUGUGCCCCAUUUAAGCUCCCCCUUCCCUACCUCCUGUACCAGUUUGUAUUGAGUCCUGUACCAGUGUUCUAGCAUUUUUUGACGUCGCCUCUAGUUUUUGACCUGCCAUUUGCCCCUUUUUUGUACCUCUGCUUGGAUUCUCCUCUGGUGCCAAUAAAA